Stereum hirsutum FP-91666 SS1 is the source of this 2179-nucleotide messenger RNA. RefSeq lists its product as uncharacterized. The record is from RefSeq and is a predicted model, not a curated record. Lineage: Eukaryota; Fungi; Basidiomycota; Agaricomycetes; Russulales; Stereaceae. Bases 849 to 1364 code for a protein of 171 amino acids. The transcript has 4 exons.
CAACUCUACGCCUCGAGCUGUCGACUAUAUCUGGAUGGUUUCAUCCGACCCUCACUUCAACGGAUUCCUCAGGACAUCAUAGUCGUUGUCACUCUCGAGCAUACCUCGGUACCGAUGGACAAUAUAUCACACGACUUCAUAUUCUUCGAGACGCCAUCCAUCCUCCGAGCGCCGAUCUCCCAAUCGUCCUCGGGCUGCCAGGCAGCCUCUCCACCAUAGUGAUUCCAGGACUUGGACAAUAGGGCGCUGCUCUCAGACGUCGUCACAUUCUAACUACGUGAAAGGAGAGGUGCGAAGGGAGGGCGUAGUGGGAAGGGAUGAAAGGAGAGAAUAGUGGGGGAGGGGGGGAGGGGGAGGGGACGAUGGCGGACGAGGGGGAGGGAGGGGGAUUGGGUGACUGGGGAGGAGUCUGGGUAUGCCUUUGGCAUUAUUUAUUAGAGAGCUAUUCGCACGCUUUAAUUCACGCUAGUGAAAUACCUCAUCGUACUCAUUCACCAAAUCAUCGACCAAAUCACUUCUACCCCUCUCUGAGCCCCGCGCAGCUCACAGCGCAGGAGUCUAACUCUGACUCGAAACAACGUACUCAUUCAACAAAUUACCCACCAAGUUAUUCUGCCUCCCUGAGCCACUCGCAGCUCACAGUGCCGGCGCCUAACUUAGCCUCGAAACAACGGUCCAUAUCCCCCCGUAUUCUCCGAAUCGUGCUCAGCUCACACCGUCUACCCAGGCCCCACCCUACUCGUGGGAGUCGCUUGUUUUAUGAGCGGCUCUAAAGAGUGGGACCUGUCUCUGUUUAUUUCUAGGUAAUUGAUCACGACUAAUGGCUUGCACUAAUGUAGCCAUCUCGCAUGGCAAACCCCCUCCUCCUGCUAGGUUGCGCGCCACAGUCCAAGCCCUGCAUCCACCCACACUCACACUGGGUCCUGGCACUCCGAGUCUCUCCCACCCACUACACUCUUUACUCCCUUCUACCCAACACAAACACACUCUCAUCCCGCUCCGUCUCCAGCGACGAGAUCACGCAGUCCGUGCAUCCCAGCUCAGGGUGCAUCGUGGCGUACAUCCCGGCCUCCGAGACCUCGUCGCUGGAGCACGCUCUCCAAUCUCUCACUUACCCUACCCCCCCUUCGACACCUCCGCCUUCCACCCCGCACGACGACGACGACGACGACGACUGUCCAUGCCACGCCCGUUGGCCCGACACUCUUCGUACCUUGCGUACCACGAUCAAUAAUGACGACAUCACUUUCCUCAUCCGAGACGAAGAGGAGAUGCGUAAUGAGAUGGAGAAACGACAUGGACAAUGGUCCUCAAGCACACGUUCUUUAUCGUUUAUUGAUUGGCUGGCUUCGGUCAUGAUAUAGACACCAUGGGCACUGAUUCGGAUGCGCAUUUAUGAUCAUUUAUAGUUGUAUACCUUAUUCAUUCAUCAUGUUUUCGCACCCCACUCACUUUCCAUCGUCUCUAUCAUCUCAUCAUCACGAUACCAUUCUGCAUAGCAAUUCUGUACUCCUACAUCAUUGGUUGUCGUUGCAUUUUCCUCUCUCUCUUGCGAUACGUCGCCUUACGGCCUUAUACUCGCUAGGCCUUCGUCUUCCUCACUCGAUUCUUCCUCUACCCCAUCCAUAACAUAUGACAUAUCCACCUUCUCAUAUUUAUGCAUCUUUGGUCAUUGUUGUAUACUUCUAUCGUCAUACCAUCUCACACGACCUCAAUAAUACCUAGCCGGUCUUCGUAUUCACUUCUUCGUUCUUACCUCCCGAUGUAUUUUCUUCGCGACCAUUACACGUACUUACCAUUCUAUGGGCUAACUACUGUACACAGUGUAUAACUCGACGAGCCCUCCCAGCCUGACUCUACGUUGUGACGCCCCUUCCCCCUGUCUCGGUUUUACUGCCUCCUCCCGUUCAACUUCUUACGUAUCGGACCCUCGUCUAAAACGGCGCCAGGAUGGGCCGGAGUGGUGGGGGGCGUAGCCUGAAACCACUCAUUCGUUGUGUACCAAGGGUUAACUUUCACGGCGGCUCACAUGUUUGCGUCUGACAUAGGGUGUUUUUGCCCCAAUGGACAAUAAACUUGAUUCAAAAAAAAUACUCGACAAGCCAUGUACGAUAACAUACCAUGAUAGUCCUUGCAUAUUUUCUUGCAUACUCCUUAUGCCAUUCACCCUACAUGUUCC